AUGGAAGAAGUUUCAACUUUCGAAAUGUUACCCGAUGAAAUGAUAUUAGUCGUAUGUCAGUAUCUUCGUGAUGCAGAAAUUCUCUAUUCAUUUUUCAAUUUGAAUGCUCGUCUUAAUUCGACAAUAGCCGACUUCUGUCAUUAUGUGAAUAUCAAGGGUGUUACAUGUAAACAGUUUGAAAUUGUUACGACGCAAAUCGUUCCUGAAAUUAACCUAUCCAUACGAUCAUUUGUGUUCGAUGGAUUAUGGGAAAAUACCUUGUUUAACACGCACUAUCCGACUUUGUUUCAGUCGAAGUUGUCUUUACUGUUUCCACAAUUGCAUACAUUGUCACUCGUGAAUUUCGUUAAUGAACAACUAAAUUUAUUUCUUGACAAAAUCACAGAUCUUUCUCAACUUGUCAAACUUGAUAUUCGAAAUCUUUUGAAUGACCAUACAGAAGAAUUACUGAAAAAAGUUUUAGCAGCUAACAAUAAUCAACUGAAAUUUGUAUCAUUCGGUUAUGAUUCAAACGAUUUUAUUCUGACAACAACUAGCAAUGAUCAAGCUGUUUCUUAUCCGAAUAUCGAAGAGUUGAUAAUGCACUUAAAAACAGAUAAAACACUAGAACAUCUUUUUACCCUUAUACCUCAUAUUAAUCGUUUACAUAUUCAAUUUGAUCAGUUAUCAUCUACUUCAAAAUCAACAUUAACAAAUGUUUCAUCUCUUGUCCAUCUGAAAGAUUUUCAAUUACGUUCGAUAAAUUUACAUUGGUCAUUAGACGAAAUAGCUUAUAUCCUGAGUCAGAUGCCAUCGUUGCAGCGAUUAGCAUUGGAUCUACGUACAAAAGAUCCAUGUCUCGUUAACGGACAAAAUUUUAUUCAAAUUCUACCUCCAUCACUUAUCGAAAUUCAUUUAUUCAUAAUUUAUUACUUCACCGAAUCACCUGUCGAAGUAGAUACUUUGCUUUCUACAUGGUCGCCUCAUAUUCGAAUGACAUGUUUGCUGGACAAAUCGAAUGAAUAUGCCGUAAUACAUACAAUUCCUUGUGGUUUAUCUUCAAUUAUCAUUCCAGCAACAAUAGAUAAUUCCAUGAUGGUUGGUUGGGAAUACACACGAAUAGUUACAAAUUUGAAAAUUUAUGGCGAGCAAUGUUCAACUGAUGUACAUCUCAUUGUGCAACAUUUUCAUCGGCUUCGAAAGCUUACCAUUGGCUCAGAAUAUAAUUCAAAAGCAUGUAUGUCAAAAUUCACAAGAAAUAUUUCUACAAAAAAUCUAAUUGUGCAAGUUUCAUCCGCUAAAAGAAACCUAUACAGAGAUAUAAUAGAUAAUAUUUACUAA
Molecule: messenger RNA, 1320 nt
Organism: Rotaria sp. Silwood2
Lineage: Eukaryota; Metazoa; Rotifera; Eurotatoria; Philodinida; Philodinidae
Source: the annotation of a GenBank genome assembly